This is a messenger RNA of Colletotrichum godetiae, 888 nucleotides long. RefSeq lists its product as uncharacterized. Bases 1 to 888 code for a protein of 295 amino acids. The record is from RefSeq and is a predicted model, not a curated record. The transcript has a single exon. NCBI's taxonomy places the organism in Eukaryota, Fungi, Ascomycota, Sordariomycetes, Glomerellales, Glomerellaceae.
AUGACAGAAAAGCUGAAAGAUAGGACAAAUCAGAAGGGAAUGUCAAGACAUAUCAACCGGUUAAGAGAUACGAGCUCUAGUCGAGCACUCGUCAACAGAGUGAUCGAGGGUAGAGAGCUAUGGGGGAAGCAACAGCAUCAGAUCAAACUGUCUUUCCUUCUUCAACAUGCACGAAACACAGAAACAUCACAGCCGAAAGACAAGUUCUAUGCUUUUCUUGGGCUCAGAAACCUCGGAGGUGAAGUACCCAUCAGGUACGAGCCAAGCUAUAGUAUAAACGCCGUGCUUAUGGACGUAGCAGGUGCGAUCGUCAAGCACGAGGACUCAGGCCUUGACAUCUUAGCGCAAGCAGGAACCGCGGUUCACAGUCGAUACCUUGCCCAGGGUGACGAUUCACUGCCAUCGUGGGUCCCAGAUUGGGAUAAGCGGGAGGACAUCGAGAGGCAAAAGUUCAUUUAUGCUUUGGAACUACCGCCGGCGUGUAACUCAGGCAGGAGUCAUAACUCCAAAGCGUCUCUGAACUUUUUGAAAGACAGACAUGGGAAUGAGGGAAGAGUCCUCGAUGCGGCGGCAACUCGAGUCGAUACCCUCGGAAGCGCCCUCGAUAGGGGCCAUGACGGAUUUUUGCCUUGGAAGUCCUUUUCUAGUUCGGAUGGACAGAGACUUAUUAGUACAACUAGCAUUGCGCAUUUUGGAGAUGAGGUUUGGGUUCUUGACGGCAUGAGCUGGCCGGUGGUGUUGCGGAGAAGCUCCGUCGAUGACACAACUGCACUCCUCGCCAUCGCAAUGGUCCGUGAAACCCGUGAAAGCGGCACGGGUCAGCCUCAUCAGAUAAUGUUUGGAGAUAGAACUUUCUCAAGUGAGCCGGAUAGAGUGGUAAUAGUUUAA